CAGGGGCUAUUCUGAUGCUAACCUCUGCACAGCUGUGAUAGACAAAUACUAAUUUUACUGCUUUCCUUCCUUGUGAAAUUUUGCAUCAAACAAACUUUCUCCUGAACUAGCUGAAUUGCUGGAAAAGCAAUAACAAACAACUGAGUGAAACACAUGACAAGACUUCAGUCAGUUCGUAAGCGUCAGGUAUUGUGAUGAUCUGGGGCCUGUGUUUGCUUUGUGUGGCUGGAGCAGUCCAUGCAGCUCCGCUCGCCAAGACCAGCAAGAUGGAAGAGAAGGCUGCGCCAAAGGAAAAAGUCAAUGUGCUCAUGUUUGGUGUCAUACAGUUCAGCGAAUCCCUUAACUAUGUUUAUGAAACCACUGAGGCAAAGAUAGCGAAAAUCAGCCAGACUCUGAGGAACCAUGAGGGGAGUCUCCAAAAGCUGGGAGAGCAGACUGAGCAGGCUGCUGAGGUGGAGAAACAGAUGAAAGAAGUGAUACAGUUGCUACAGGACCAGAUGGCAAAGCAACAAGCUCAGACCAAGACGACUAAAGACUGGUUGGCCAGUGUGGAGCAGGAAGAGGUGGAGCUGGAGACAAAAGUGAGAAGGUUGGAGAUGUAUCUCAACAACUCCUCACCCAGCAGCAUCAAAGAGCUGCAGGAGAGAGCAGAGGAGAAUUUAACCAUCUUGAGAGGUUUAUGGUAUUUUACCCAGUUUCAAAAGGAGAACAUUGAUACUCAGAAUGAGCAGCUCUCCAAACUGCAGAAGAUGAGUGAAGCUAUAAGAUAGUUGUUCUAAGAUUCAGCACUGAGGUCUCCCAGUCUAUACAGCUUUGAAUGAGACGGGUCCACCUACAUCUCAACUCUGAAACGUCACCGCACUCCCUUCCAACCCUGAUAUGUAUACUACAGAUCUACUGUAUAGCCAGAAAAUAUUUUCUGCUAGCACCCUUAUGAUUAUGUCCUUGUUUUUGUGGCUGUCAUCUACAUUUAGCUACAUGUCAGUUAUAUAAUAAUGUAAUAAUCAGUUUGUGUUGAAACUGUUUUAAAGAGGUGUUGAUUCAACUUUACUGUUAUGUUGUGGGCUGCAGUUUGUGGUUGAAUGGUAUUGUGUUAUAUUGACAGGUGUUUAUCUUACUUUGUCUACCUGAUUUUAACAAUUGAAGGUGGGCUAAAUAACAGAGACACCUCUCUGUAUAAUGCAAUACAGUUCAACAACACCACAAACUACAUCCUCCAAAAUGAUCACACAGCUGAGUCAACACCAAAAACUGAAUAAAAAGUGAACAUUAUAACUUUUCUGAAGCUAGGAUUUACUGCAGGAUUGUUGUAUUUGACGGCAUUAGUUACAGGUGCCUAAUGAACUUAGUGUAUUUCUUAUGUAAUGUUUCUUGUCUUGACUUGAUGUACUUUGUAAACUUUGUUUUUAAAAAGAGCCAUUCAAAUAAAGUUAUUAAAUUAUUAGAA
This is a messenger RNA of Seriola aureovittata, 1447 nucleotides long. RefSeq names its product angiopoietin like 8 (gene angptl8). Bases 195 to 770 code for a protein of 191 amino acids. The record is from RefSeq and is a predicted model, not a curated record. NCBI's taxonomy places the organism in Eukaryota, Metazoa, Chordata, Actinopteri, Carangiformes, Carangidae. The transcript has 4 exons. Gene Ontology annotation, biological process: triglyceride homeostasis; regulation of lipid metabolic process.